Messenger RNA from Didymodactylos carnosus, 1197 nucleotides. NCBI's taxonomy places the organism in Eukaryota, Metazoa, Rotifera, Eurotatoria, Philodinida, Philodinidae. The record is from the annotation of a GenBank genome assembly.
AUGUCGUCAAUAGGUGGUUUUUUUAAAAAUAUAUGUCAUUACUCACAAUUUUGUCUUCCCGUAACGUUAUCUGAAUCUGGUUUUAAACCAUUUGUUAUCUCAUUUUUAAUAUGUUACGUUGUUCAAGUAUUGGCAAUUGUUUUCUUUACGGAGGUACUACAAAAAGCUUAUUGUAAAAAUGUUGAAACUUUAGAAAUGAGUGACAAAGAUAAUGCACCAAUUCAUAUCGAAAAAAAUGAACCAAAUACUUACGGUUCAGAUUACGAUUUAGCGUCAAAAACAGGUAAAAUUCGUCAAUUAGCUACAUACAAACAGUGUUUUAUCUAGAUUUCGUUUUUCGGGUGGUCGGUUCAAAUUUUUGGAGGAACUGUUGGCUAAAAGAAUUUUUUCUAAAACUAAAUCAACUGUUUAUUUUCGGAUGGGCGAUGCCCAUCCGGCCCACCCACUAGAUAAAUCACUGCAUACAAAACAACCAUUUAGAAUAAAUAUUAUACGUCGAUAUAGAAGUUCACUAACUGUUUGUCUUCAGUACAACAUAUAACGGUUAAAUUUUAAAAACUCGUUGACUUUUGUUAUCUGAAGCAAAAUACUUACAAUAUUCUGGUAUAUUUGUUGAGAAGUUAAUUGGUAUGAUAUGGUGAGAGCUUAUAUGUAAUUUUGGCAUAAACGUGAUUCUCUAUCACAAUUUGAAUGAGUAGUUCUGUUCACUAUCAGAAAAUGUCAAAAUGAUUUAAUCAAAUUAGUCAUGAGUGAAUAGAUCGCUCAUCCGAAAACAUCAUGUACAUCAAUAAUGUAAUAAUAUAACUUAUACUCUUGUGUUUGAUUGUCUGUAAAAGAUACAGAUAAACAAGCAUUUUCAUGCAAAGUUUAUAUUUAGUUAUUAAUUUAUUUAAAAAAAUUUUCAGAAAUGUCUAGAAGAUUUUGACAAAAAUGUCUCGAGCAAUACCAGCAAUUCAAAACUUUUUGACUUAAGGAUCUUACGAAGUGGCCUUCCCUCUUUAGAAAUACAUAGCGAUAUAAACUAUGUAUGACGUAUAUUAUGCUACACGUCGUUUGCCCUUUGUACUGGUUACUUUAAGGGCCCCCCACCCCUCAAAAAAAGCAUUUUUCGACAAAAAAAUCGAUUUGGAUAUUUAUGCAUAGUUGUAUAGCCCAAUAUAUCUGCUUUCGAAUGCACUAUGAUUUAUUGGUUUUACG